UCGGUGCGCCGCCCCGCAAUCAGGUUCGUGCUCGAUGUUUCUAACCGCCUCGCUCGUCGCAGCCGGGAGAGAGAGACGGUAGUGCACGUUUUUACGUUUGUUCGUCAGCUACGUUUGACUAAGUACAGUCCGGGAUAGAACGGAGCACGUCUCGCGCGCUCUAUUUUUCUAUAUAUUUUUUGUUCUCUUUUCUCGUUUAACCGUUCUCUUCCACGGCGGAUCGUAAUCUCGUCGCUUGCGCGUCCCUCUUGUUUAUUUGUCCGAUAGAUACGCGGCUGACAGAGACGCUAUUCUCUCGGGAAUCCUUAGUUUGUACAUAUUCCGUAUCGUCGUGUGGAAAAGCCGGAAAGGCUUGUCGAAGGCUACGUUUGUCUAUCCGGGGGAUACGAAGGACUAACGAGUGUGAGGGAAAGCCUGUUAAACACACACGGAAAGGAAGAAGAAGGAACGCAGUGGUUCGCCGGCGUAGACUCGCAACAGAGAAGAGCGCGCGUCUCGCUGCCAGUCAACCAGUCGGCCAUUCAGUCAGUCAGUCGAUCAUUCAGUCAGUGCCGGUUCUACACUCCGAACGUUUUCUUCUCUCUGUCUGUUUAUAUUCAGUCCCGAGUUCCUCAAUGGUGGCUGUCUCGAUGUGUUUUGCUGGCAACCAACGAUAAUCCUUUGUCUGUAAGUGAAACGAGAAACGGGAACACGAAGAAAACCGAUCGAAAACUUGGAUCCUAUUGGUGGUGUUGUACGAUUUUUGUGUUCCAUCGUUGAAGACACAAAUACACACGAAGUAAACGAUAUCCCUGGCCAAAAGCUUGGAAGGAAAAUGUGCCGCCAACGGACACGGCCAGUGAAUUGAUAAAUUUCAUACGUGAUGAUUUUCUUACGUUAGCAAUUCGUUGAUUGUUGGUGAUGAUUGUGCUGGUUCGCUAUGUACACGCCUUCACGUCGUGAGCGUCGUCGUUAAAAAAAGGAAGGAGGAAGGAGGGAGCCUUUUCCGCCGAUUCAAACGUCCAUCCUUAACGUACAUCUAAACGUACAUCUCUCGUCGUGUCUUUCUUCCCUUGGUCCACGUAUAGUCACAAGAGGAGAGAUCGAGGCGGGUAAAUAGGCGAAGUGGGGUGACGAGCAAACGGGGCGAUCGGAGAAAAAGGAAGGAUCGAGAAGGAGGAGGAGGAGGAGGAGGUGGAGGAGGAGAUAACAAGGGCAUGAUAAGCAAGGACACGGGCGUUGGACGAAUAUCAGGUGACACGGUAGACGAUAGCCAAGGAGGGUUCAGCGUCCGAGGAGGAAGGAGGAAGGUGUAUCGACAGAUUCGCCGUCUUGUCUCACGGCAACGGAUGUCGGAAUGACGCGUCGAUCAAGCCGUGGCUGGGCAGAGGGUGCAAGGACUUCGUUAAACGGAAGAAAGUGAUAGUCGUGGACUCGCUUCGGAGGAGGCGGAGAGGCGGAGUUGGUCGGAGAAGGGAGAGGAAGAAGAAGGAAGCGUCGGAGAUCGUCGAACUUAUCAGAAGCGAUCGCGGGCUCAUUGUCUCGUCACUCUCCAGCAACGGCGACGGAUAACGUCCUCUCGUCGCUAUCACGAUGUUGUCGUUAUGAGAUUCGUCGUAUUUCCUUAUACCUGACGGUCAAAAAUACUGUUCGAUAACUUCUUCCCCAAGCGAACAGAGAAAGCGAAUAAAAUAGAAGGAAUCUCGAGCGGACCAAGUAAAAAGAAAAAAAAGAGAAAGAAAUCACGCGAAAAUCGCCAAGUACAAGAGGACAGAACUGGAAAAAGAAACGAGACUGCUACCAAAGAAUUUGAUUCGAGGACGUUGGAGGGAAGAGGGUCAAAGUUAACUGACCGAAAGCACGCGUAGCAAAGGAAACAGUGAUCUCGUUUAACCUUGGAGAGGAGAGAGAGAAGAGAGAGCGAGAGCAUCGUGGAUCGCAGAACGUAAUCGCGCAAGGACAGGCAACCGACUGUCCGUGUGGCUGUUGCGUUGGAAGGGUGCCGAUAAAAGAAUAGAGGGGUGCGUGGUGAAACGCGACGAGAGGGUGAAGUGAAGGUGUCCUCGUGGGGUGCCAGAGUGAGCACGAUAGCACCUCUGGUGCCCUCGGCCGUGGGUCCCGAGGGGACGGACGCCAUGGCGGCCUCUUCGUCCUCGUCGAGCGGCGAGCAACAGUACUCACUCAGGUGGAACGACUUCCACUCGAGCAUCCUCAGCUCAUUUCGUCAUCUGAGGGACGAGGAGGAUUUCGUGGACGUGACCCUGGCAUGCGACAGUAGCAGCUUCACCGCGCACAAGGUCGUUCUCUCUGCGUGCAGUCCUUACUUCCGCCGCCUCCUCAAGGCCAAUCCAUGCCAGCAUCCGAUCGUGAUCCUGAGGGACGUCGCCUCGUCGGACAUGGAGUCGUUGCUGCGCUUCAUGUACCACGGAGAGGUGCACGUAGGUCAGGAACAGCUCGCCGCGUUCCUAAAGACGGCGCAGAUGCUUCAGGUUCGAGGGUUGGCCGAUGUGAACAGCGGCGCUGCCAAAAUUCCUCCUCCCUCGUCCUCCGGCGGGAACAAUGGCAGUGCGCCGGCGACACCGCGCAAUCCUUGGCAAGACAACGGCAGAGGAGAGUUGAACGAGAGCGGUCUGAGCCCACCACCAGAGAAGAGACCUAGAAGCUACAGCCCACCGUUGGGUAACCACGUGGAGCCCAAGACCGACCUUCAAGAAUCGCUUUUGGGCCAGGCUUUGGCGGAGGGACCCACGAUACACACGACACCCACCAACAACGUUCAGGCGCAAUCUACCGGCGAGGAUUCGAACUCCAUGUCGGACAACGAGGAGGAGAUGUCGAAUAACGACAGCAUCCUGAACUCGGUGAAGACCGAACCAAGCGACAUCCUGAAUGAUUCUAUGGAACAUCAUCGUAAUUCGUUUCCGGCGCUCUUGGGAAUACCAGGACUGAUACCAGGACCGUCCGGGAUCCACGCGGCGAAUCAGGAUCCGAAUUACGUGGCCCGCCGCGGCUUGGACAUGAUGCGGGUCCGCGCCACAGAUCCACGCCCCUGCCCGAAAUGCGGUAAGAUCUAUCGAUCCGCCCACACAUUGCGCACUCACCUGGAAGAUAAGCACACGAUCUGUCCGGGGUAUCGUUGCGUGCUGUGCGGUACCGUGGCCAAGUCGAGGAACUCGUUGCACUCGCACAUGUCGCGCCAACAUCGAGGGAUCAGCACCAAGGAUCUACCGGUCCUACCGAUGCCCAGCCCGUUCGACCCUGAAUUGGCGUCUCGUCUGUUGGCCAAGGCAGGUGUCAAGGUGAGUCCCGCCGAGUUGCGAGCCCGUGCAAGCCCCACCGGCCCGAGAAGGGGCGAUAUGAGGCUCGAGAUACCACGAGGGGGCGCCCCGUCCGAGGCUGGGAGCAGCAUCUGCGGCGGGGACGAUCCGGAGGAUCUCACUUUGCCGCUCAGCCUCAGGUAUGGAUCACCCACGCCCAAUAACAACACCGUGAUCACCAAGGUGAGCGGCAGCGGCAACAACGGCGGCGGCAGCACCAAGAACUCGACCACGACCGCGAUAGCGGCCAAGUCUUUGGACACGUUGCACGGCAGCCGCGAGCCGAACACGGCGCCCCUUCAUCCACCCGGCCAUCUUCAUCCGAGUCAUCACAACACCAGCGCGACGGGAUCAGCCAUUCUCGACACAUAUUUGCAAUUUAUAGCUGAGAAUUCCGGUUUGACGACGAUGGGCCUCAGCCCCGAACAAGCUGCCGCCGUUGCGGCGGCGCACGCGGCCAAGAUGGCGCACAUGAGCGCCAUGGACAAGUUGGGCGGUCGUGGGAUCGAGGAUUAUCCCAUGAUCGGCCGAGACGAGGGUCGGGGGCCCGGUGUGGUGCACGAGGAUCGCCAGGACGCGAUGCAGGACAGGCACGUUGGAUUGUUGGAGGAGGGGGAGUCGUCGGGGGGCGAAGAGGACGAUUUCAGCGAGAACGAGGAGCCGGAAAUCGUUAAAGCCGAAUAGGUGGCAAUCUGCGACUAUAGUUUGUUACACGAGUGACCCGAUUAUUAGGAAGCGCUUUGGAGAGACGCGUUUUUUUUUUUUGGAUCCGAUCUUGGAUCUAAGCGCGUUCCCUUCGCUCGCAGUCAAAUCCAUCCACUACCUCAGUAGAGACUUGUCCCAUUGUUUUCUUUUCGUUGCGGGAGAAUAGAAUUUUUGUUUUUUUUCUUUUUUUUUUUUUUUGUUUUUCCAAAGAAAAGAUGAAGAAAGAAGAUGAAACGAAGUCAUGACACACACACACACGUAUAAUUCACACGUUUACAUUUAUAUAAAACCGGGCCGGUUCCGAAUCGGAGAAACGAAUCCCUCCUUCGCUACACUCGGAGAAACGGAUCGUUCAAUUUCCGUUUUCCCUUUUGCUUUACGAUACAUACACACGCAUGGAAACACACAUGAACACAUAUACAUAUAUACUCCGUCACACAUCAUGUAAACACGUGUAUGUAAUGCGCGUAUACAGUUUUUACCCCAGUAUAAAAUAUUCCAUCUGUCUACCUCAGUGAACCACGAUAAACGAUAAGUGAUAGGACAGACCAAGACGAAUCUCACGGACGACGAUGAUGAUGUUUCGGGGAGAGGAGAGAGAAUCAGAAUCAGGGAGAUGAUAAAAAAGAAAUGAUAUCGCCAUGGCUAUUCAUUCUUCGCAUGAUUUUUACUCAUUUAUGAAAAAUGAUUUAUGAAUACGAAGAACGAUAUCGAUAUAUCGCGACAGACGUCGUUCAACCGGUUCCAACGAGCCGGCGCUUUCACGGUCUCGUCGAACCGAUGAUUCGUUCGUCGAAAAAAAAAGGAGAGGUCGCCCCGACGAAACCUUAGACGAGAGGAUGCUAGGGAGGAUCAAUUGUUCGAUUCUUUUUAUUUUCUAAAACGCUGUUUGAGAGAAAGAGGGAGAAAGGGAGAAAGAGAGAGAGAGAAAAGAGAAAACGGUGACCGUCGCGUAUAUAAACGCGACUCCCGAGAAGAUAUUAUUAUUAUUAUAUUAUAUUAUAUUAUUAUUAUUAUUAUUAUUAUAUAUAAAUGUUGAGGAAAAAUAUAUAUUGUCUAGAUUUAUAGAGAAGUUAGUAUACCACGACGCGUACGUACGUAUGUACACAAUACGAAUAACAAAAAAAAAAAAGAGAAUAACGAUAAGAAUUGGAGGGAAAAGGACGCGUUAAAGUAACGAGUAGAAUGAUACACGUGUUUAACGUUAGGGUUCAGCACCCUCUGUAUUUUUUAGACGCGUGCAUCUUUCCAACGUACAUACAAUCACUUACAGACGCGAAUACACGGCAUUAAGUACAUUAAAAUACAUACACAGUACCAUUUUUCACGUAUGGUUGUACACACAUGUGCACUCACACAUAUACACACACGAGAGAGAGAGAGAGAGAGAGAGAGAGAGAGCGAGAAAGAGAGAGAUUAUGUUUCCACGCUUGAUUUGAAUUCGUGCGCGAAUCAAUUACGUACGGUCGUGUCUCGUCAAGAGAGUCGCUUUAGAAUCGCGACGAUUAUUACGAUUGUUAAUUAUCUAUUCGUUUUAUCAUAGGGAUAAAAAAAAAGGCGGGAUAUGCAAAGCCGGAGAAACCGGGUAAUCUCAUCGUGUCGAUCAAUGAAAUAUUCUCGUUUCGUUUGGUUAAACUUAGGCUAAAACUUAGGUGUUCGAACGAAGAAAUUGGCUAGCUUUCUUUGACCGGCCAGAAAGAGAUAUAAUUGUUAUAUGAUAAAACGUGAUAAAAUAGAAUCUCGUUAGGAUUCGAGAGAUGGUCGAGACGAUGCGUUCUACUCGGUUCUGGAAAAUGGAAUUAGGCGAGUAGCGCGCGAAACUACGAAAAAAAAAAAAAAAGAAAAGGCCUCGACUAGGAUGAAUCAAUUAAUUUUAUUCUUGUCGUUCUUUUUUUUUUUUUUUUUAUACCCUUUUUCCUAGUUUUCAUUCUUUCAUAGAAAAUCCGUCGAAUCAAUCGAAAUGGGAAAAGAGAAUCAUCCCCUAAGGGCUUGCCAUGACUUUUCUUAGUACUUAAGUUCUUUAUUUCGAUCAUUUUCUCUUGAAGGGAACGACACGAUUCUUUCUAUCCGUAGAGAUCUUCUCACAGACGACUAGUUGCUCGUGUAUUGUUUUUUGUUGUGUGUUUUCUUUUUUCGAAAGAAAAAAAAAAGAGAGAGAGAAGAAACGCGACGCAAGGAAACAAGGUGGAAGCCACGAGUGGAAAGGAAGAACUGUUUCAUCUUUUCUUGAACUUCGUCUUGCUCCUAAUGGAGCAUCGAUCGGACUCUUUCCGCAUUCUUGAACGUGUCGUUAGCUCUGACUCAUCUCGAUACUCCUCUCUAGCCUCGUUUUAUUUAUAAAUCCGUUAACGUCUCUUCUCGUCCUCUAACGAUUUUUCGUUUCACGAUAAAUUGUAUUUCAAAUUUUAUUUUUUAUUUAUAUUUUUCUUUUUCUUUUUUUUUCGAUCAUCCUCGUAAAUUAUACACACGUGGUUCUCGUUCCACGAGUGGCGAUGAAGAUAUAUAUAUAUAUAUAUAAAAUGGGAAAGAAAGAAAAAAGUUAGAGGCAGUUUCGAAGAUCGUAACUGCGCGCGCGAUUUCGUGUCCAGGUUCGAGAAGUAUAAUAUUAAAAUGGUUCCUACUAAUUGAAUGCAUACACGAGCUACUUUGAUUUACAGUAUAUCUUGAGAAUAUAUAUUAUAUACAUAUAAAUAUAUAUAUAUAUAUAUACACAUAUACACACACACACACACACACACACACAAUAUACACAUAAUUAGAUACGUCUAGGAAAAAAAAAGAGAAAUUUAGCAAUACGUAGUGGCGCAUCGCGUUUUAAACAAAAAGUUUCUUCCCUUUCAUAUUCUUUAUUAUAAUAAUUAUUAAUUUCGUCCUUUCUUAUUAUUUUGUUUCAUUUCUUCUUUUUUUUUUUUUAAUGCGCGAAUUCUUUUUUCUUGCGCGAAUGUGCAUGGAAGAGUGACGAAUGACGAAUAAGUGAGAAAAUCGAUUAUGGCUGAAGAUGAAUCCUUUUUUUUCUUCUUUUAGAUCUUUAACACCUAUUUUUAUUCUUUCUUUCCUUUUUUUCUUUUUUCUUUCUUUCUUUUUUUCUUUUUUGCCUAGAUUUAGUAGGUUGUAAACAAUACUCGCAGUAUACUAACCCUUUCUUAGCCUGUAAGAGCAUUUUAUCUAUGAAACACAGGGACUCUUAGUGAUUUUGUCGCUAUAGGAAUACGUCGUUCACGAACGGAAUAUAAGCUGUGUACUUCUGCGCGAGACGAUACGUCCAAGAAAGAGAGGGGAAAAAAAAAGAAGUAGUAGAUUCGAAAAAUCAAAAAAAAAAAAAAAAAAAAAAAAAAGAAAAAGGAAAAAAAAGAGAGAGAGAAAAAAAGAAACCGAUCGAUCGUGGAUCGAGCGCGAGACGAGCAAACUUUUUGAUGAGCAGCGUCGAAAACCAACCCCCUUUCGACGAAUUCUCGAGAUCUUAUUUAUUAGAGAGAUUUUAAGCUUACUAAUCGAAGAGUAUAAACUUUUUAUCCGCGACAAUAAUUAAGAGAGAACUGAUCGUAUCGAAACAAUGUUCACAGAAUUAUCAGGAUAAGGGAAUUAGAAGGGGCAGGGUGUUGAAGAAGUUCGACGCUGAGAUUCUUCGAUUUUUUAAAACUUUAUAUUGUACAUACAUACGGUGGAGUAUUUGUAUACGAUCGAAAUACUUGUAUACGAAUCCGCGGGGAAGAGGCCACGGGUAGAUCUUUGUAGAGAAAGAAAAAGGAAAAAAAAAAUAGUAGAAUCAUAAUACCGUUUAUCGUGCGCUCUCGAUCCGUGUUAUUUUUAACGUUUGUUACGGACAGAUGAAAUUUUUAAUCGCUCGUUCGCUUCGCAGAAAGAUUCACGAGUCGUCGCUGCGCGAAUUUGUACGGUGGAAAGCUUCGUGGAUAGACGUGUUUUAUUGUAGAACGGAGAAAAUGCGGGAAUAUGAUCGAUCGAAACGCGAAUCCAGGUCUAAUCGGUACAAAGAAACCACUUCUUGCCUUGAAGAAAGCUCUCUAUAAAUAUUACGGAUCAGGUGCGAUCGUGUCGCGAGAGAAGAGUUAAGAUAAAAAUUGAAAUUAAAAAAAAAAAGAGGAGGAACCCGAAGGAAGAAAAAUAAAGAAUAAUAAGUAAAUAAAUAAGAAAAAAAAAAGAGGAAAUUCUUCGCAGAGUACAAAUUUAUUCGCGAUGUUUGUCGAGGAGAAGAAUCUUAAAGAGAAGAAAACAAAGAGAUAAUGGAAAAUAAGAAAAAAAAAAAAAAGAAAAUAUCGUGGACAUCGAUCGAAGGAGGAAGCUAAAAGGUUUUCUAGGUAUCGUUAUACGCGUUUGUGACAACUGUCUGUCCGGAUCAGAACGAAGAAGGGAGGAAAGUGGAAAAUAGGGUUUGAUCGUUUUUUUUUCCUUUGUGCCAUUGUGAAUAAUUAAUCAAACACGACGAGGUUUAAGACUUUCUUUUUCCUUUUAAUCUUUUUCAUCUUUUUUUUUUCUUCCAUUCGUUUUCGUUGUCAUUAUUCUUUCGCUAUUUCUUCACCGGAGAAAAAUUGCACAGAAAGCGUCUCCCCUUAAUUAUUUCAAUAAUCCUCCAUGACGAUCAACAAAUCGUACACGCGUUGAUCGUAGUCGCGUGGAAAAGUUGAUGAACCCAAACACAAGUGAUCUCGUCGAUAGACUUUCUUCUUCGCUUUUCUUUUAAUCUUUUGUCAAUUUUUUGUUUUUCUUCUUCUUCUUUUUUUUUUUUUUUUUUUCUUUAACUGUACAGAUACAAGCGUCGAUUUCGAUCAAUCGUCGCGAUAAUGUACGUUAUAUAGAAACACGUACACAUUGAAAUAUAUAUUUAUAUAUGUACACUGACACAUGUACAGAUUUAUCGAACGCUGCAAAUGCGUAUGCAUACAUAAAUACACACACAGAUAUACACAUACACACACGUUUACGUACAGGCACGUAAGCAAACAUUAUAGUUAAAAGGGUUGGCGGGGUGCGUUCGUCUAUCCCUUUAAAGUGACAGAUAUUCACGAUACCCUCCCUGCAGAUCAUAGUUUUCUACGACAGUAUUUAUAUAGCUAUAUAUACAUAUAAAUAAUUAUAUCUAUAUAAAUAUAUAUAUAUACACAAUCAGAAAUAUAUUGUAUGUAUAUACGAAAUGUACAUAUACAUAUUAAAAUAUUUUUACACGAACGAUCCCCUUUAUCGCGCCAGCACCCCGUCAUCUCACCCUUCAGUCGGGUGUAUCCCCGGUAUUGAAAAAAAAUAGUCCGUUGAACGUAGUUCGCAAUAGUCAUUUGGAAUAAAAUAAUCACCAACUACAGUAUUGCAAUAGUUGUUAGAGAGACAAUCGUGUGAACGUAAUCGUGGAAAACGCUCCCCUUUUCUAACGGAUGGAUUAAAUUGGGAAAAAAAAGGUAAAAAAGAAAAUGAAAAAAUUAAAACAAAAAAUAAAAUAGAAGAAAGAAAGAAAAAAAGAACAAACUGGCUCGCAACAAGCAAACACUUUUGAUCGCGUGAAAAUAUCGCGAAACGAAUCGAAAACGAAGAGGAGCGGAUGAAAUAUUCUUGGCUACCCGAUGAUUCUUGGUCGAAGAAAAUAAGAAAAAGAAGUAUGAAAGAAAAGGUGGUGAACGCACGACAGAACACUCGUCUUCCGUAUCGGCGAGCCGCCGCGGCUCUCUCGGUAUCGACAAUAAUAAACGGCGAGCGUGCCGGCGCUCGUAAAUGCCGAAUCGUGCGAGUGCACUCGUCUCCGCGUGGCUUUACGGUGAUUAUAAAGUCGGAUUAACGACGCCGUAAACGCGGCUAAACCUUUCGCGAAUAGUUCGCCAGUCGGGAACGUUUCGUUCGAGUUCUUAGGGGGGGAAAUGCAAAUAAACCGUCUCUGAAAUUCUCUUGCCUACCGGAAUAAAGGGAAUCCGGCAAAGUCUUUCGGCUUUCGGAUAUCCUGGCUAUAGAGGAUAUCUUCGUGGCUCGAGCGAGAGCAAUGUAAACUUGAGAGCAUUGUCGAACCGCGAACCGUGUCUUUUCGAAAAAGAUUUGCGAAUAAUUAUACGAAUAAUUAUAAUUAAAUAUCGCCCUGCUUAAUAUCGAUCGAAUCUUCGUUCCGUUCGUUCCUUUUUUUUCUUCUUCUUCUUCUUCUUAAAUUAUAUUACAAGAUAUACAGGACUGGCGAAUGUUGUUCUGUCGUGCGUUAAAUUUUUGAUCACGCAAUUCAAUCAUUGAUGAUCGAAGUCGAGGGGAGAGGGAGGACGUGACAAGGGAGAAUCAGUUUUUUCUUUUUCUUUUUCUCUCGAAACUUAAAAAUUUCGCAAGGGAGCGAUCUACCACCUCAGGUACUCUGAAAAAUUGACACGAUUACAUGAUGCAUUGUUGUAAAUGUAAUAACAAACUCAGGAAAUCUGAAGCAACCAGGCCGUGAUACUAUUACUUAUAGAAACUACUACUGCUACUGCUACUACUACUACUACUACCACUACUACUACUACUACUACUACCACUACUACUACUGUUACUACUAUUACUACUACUACUACUACUAUUACUACUACUACUACUACUACUACUACUGCUACUCCUACUGCUACUGCUACUACUACUACUACUACUACUGCUACUACUACUGCUACUACUACUACUACUACUACUACUAUUACUACUACUAUUACUACUACUACUACUACUACUACUACUACUACUACUACUACUAUUACUACUACUACUACUACUACUACUACUACUACUACUACUACUACUACUACUACUACUACUACUACUAUUACUACUACUACUACUACUACUACUACUACUACUACUACUACUACUGCUACUACUACUACUACUACAGGUUUGAUUCUUUAUGCGUUAAACGGACGCUCGGAUGAUUCGCGAGCCAGCGUCUAUUCUGUUUUGUUUCGUUUGUUUAUUUGUUUCUUGUUUGUUACGAGAUUUUACUCUGGCAAGUGGCAAGGCGUGUGCACACCGCGUGUCUGUGAAUCUGCAGCGAAUGUGCCCCGUGAAAUCGAUUGGAGCCGUUCCAUUCGCGAAAAAAGAAAGGCCAUAAACGAACUAUAUUACACGAUUACAUUAUAUUAUAUUGUAUCCGACUUGAUGCAUCUUCAUACAAAUUAUUUCGUCAUCACACGUUGUCGCGACGAAUCGCACGGCUCGAAUUUGUUUCGCGAGCCACGUACGUGAUUAUGCGAUUAUUAGACAGGCAGAGGGAAUUUAUUAAAAAGAAAAAAAGAAAAAAAAAAUAAGGGAAAAAAGAAAUGUUUGUGAAAAAUCACCACAGCUACCUCCAUAAUUAAUUAAAUAUCAGUCUUCUUCUCGCGCUAUAUUCACGCUCAUGAUUACCUAAAGCAUAUAAAGUAACGUUACUUUUUACGAUGACGUUCGGGGGCGAGUAAUUCGUCAUCUCGACGAAACCAUUGCAUCUCCGCAUAGCGAGUAUAUUAUUAUAAUAUAAUAAUUAUGUAUACACAACGUUUAUAUACACAUAGUCAGAAGCGCGGGAUAAUAUAGCCUCCACGGAUUAUAUAGAUUAUAAGGAUUUGCCUCCUUCCGCGGAACAGUCGAGCCGGCAAUGGAACAAUACAAUAAUAAAGAAGAAGAAGAAGAAAAAAAGGUGUAGAAAGAAUUUCGUCGAACGUCGGUCGCGUUUCGAUGUGGAAAUUAUAUUUUAGACAGACUGCUCAAAAUAAUUCGAAGAUUUACGUUUCUAAGUGAUAACGAGAUAGAGGAUGAAUCGCCGGUCGCGUUUCGAUGCGAGGAUUGCGAACACUGCUCAAACUAUUUCGUUUCUGUACGAAUACACACACAGACUUAGGUAAAUCGAAUGAAAUAGCCAUAGUAGGAUAUUGUUAUUAUUAUUAUUAUUAUUUUUUUAUUAAAUUUCUUCUAUCCAGAGAUCGCUAGAGAUACAUUCGAAACAUCUUCGAAAUUGUGGCGGUAAUGGAAACUUGAGUCGAGAUAGAUCAAACGGUGUUAUCCACCGUUGCUUUUUCCGAUGCAAGUCGAUAUAGAUUAUAUUCGCAGAAUUCAAUGUUCUUUUUUUUUUUUCUUUUUAUUAGAAAAAAUAUCUCUACAAUGUCGAGGAUGUUCGAAGUCAUUAGCACUCGAAUCACAAAUAUAUAGAACACACAAAUGAUAGAAUUCUUCUCUGAUUACUUUGAGCGGAAAAGAUGGAAAAAGAUGGGAAAAAAAGAACGACUUGUAUCUGGUCGGAGAUUACAAUGGAGCUACCUCAGUUUUACGAUAUAUAAUGUAAUAUCGACAUAGAACGCGCACUCGAGCCGCAUUUUUCUCGCUGAAAAUGGACAAGAAAUACUAUUUCACUGCCAAGCGUGCCAUGCUCGACUAUUCCGCGUGCGACAGUGCUGAAUUCCAAAAUCACAAUGCAAUACGUUGUACUUACAGUCGUUUUUACGCGUUGACUCGUCGAUAUAUACCGGUUAGUGAUUUUACUGCUGCAUAGAGAGAGAGAGAGAGAGAGAGAGAGAGGGAGAGGGAGAGAGAGAGAGAGAGAGAGAGAGAAGAAUGAAAGAGAUGAUCGUACGACAGAACGAGAGAGAAAUCGAGGAAAAAAAAUACAUUUUUUUUUCGCGUGAAUGCGUUAAUGCGUGAUACACGAUGUUACACCGCGUGCAAGCCAGGUGAAAAUGUAGAGAUUUUUUAAAGGUGUGACAGAGAAGGAAGAAUGUUAAAGUGAGAAAGAAGACUAGAAUGCGAGAUGACCGUGUAAGAAGAAGAAGAAGAAGAAGAAGAAGAAAAAAAUACGUUCGGAUGGCCUCCUAUUAUUAUAUUAUAUGCAUAUAAUUAUAUAUAUUAUUAGAAAGUGAGAAGAAAAGAGGAAAAAUAUAAAAUAUACCUAUCUACGUGAUAUUUUACAGAGAACAUAAUCAGGGACGCGUCGUAACCAUAGACGUAUAAUUAUUAUAUUAUAUAUUAUAUAAUAGAGUCUCUUUCUAGUGAUAGAAAAAAAGGAAAAAAAAAAAACCAUAAACUCUUAACUUAUUUUGUAACUCAUCGUCGGAUCUGAGGAAGAGGAACACGGUCGCGUGACGAAACCAAUGAGCGUGCAAUUCUCGACGUACGGCGUGAUCAAAUUUCAACAUAUUUUUCGAAACAAUACAAUGAUGAUAGAGAAAUGAUCGAUCGUGACAGGUUUCCACCGUUUCUUACAAAAUCUCCAUAAAAUUUUAAAUUCGCCAUUCUCACGGAGGGAACUUUUGAUGGGAACGACGAGCGAAACGUUCAAUCUUUAAGCGUCAUUGUCGUUCAAAAGUUCAUCGUUAUAAUUAAUUUAAUUAUAGCCACGCUUUCGUUGAAACGAAAAAUUUGGCUUAAUUUUCAUAUUCCUGCGUACACGGCCACGAUCUCGAUCUCGAUCCUUUCUUUUUUUAACGAUUUUUAUCCCGCGGAUACAUCCGGAUCCAUUUUCCAUCACGAUUUUCCUCCAUGAGACGGAUAAUUCUCGUGUUUCUUUUUUUUUUUUUUUUUUCUUUUUCUUUUUCUUUCGCCGUUUAUUAAUUUUGAAUAUCAUCGACAUACGGGGGCCAGGGUGAAACCACACCACGUUUUGUCUGCGGAGCGUAUUAUCGAUUUGCUUGUUAUAUCGUUAUCGUCGCCUUGCUGAACCGGCGCGAUUCUCCCAUUAAUCGUAAACGCUAGCUAUCGGCGUAAUUUGCAUAUUGAUCGUGCAGAAAGAGAAAUAAGAAGAGAGGAAAAGAAGAAGUGGAAGAAGAAAAGAGAUUGAAAAAAGAAAGAAAGGAAAAGAAAAGAAGGAAAAAUGCGGACGAACAUUGUCGGAAAGAAAAAUAAAAUGUUGUAAAAAUUUGCGAGAAUUUCGAGCAUAUCCGUAAGAGCGAAGAGUUUCGAAAAGUGGUGGGAAGAAAAAGGGAGUAAAAGAAAAAACGAGAAAUAAUGAUAGAGAGAAUGGUUAUGAGAGAGUGAGAGAGUGUGUGUGAGAGAGAGAAAGAGGGGAGGAGGGGAGAGAGAGAGAGAGAGAGAAAGAGAGUGAGAGAAUUAGCGAUCAUCAUGGGCCCCGUCAUCGAGACGCAACGCCACCUCGUUCUUUACUUAACGGUUAACUAUCAUUAAGGUGCUUCAAUAUUGUUACGUUACGUUUUUUUUAUUACCGUCAUUUAAUAUUAAUGUUAUUAUUAUUAUUGUCAUUAUCAUUUCAUUAUUAUUAGCUUCGCUAGAUCGUGUUUAGAAAAGAAUGAUGUACAUCUGUCUCCUGGCAGGGAAUCGAGGAAAAAAAAAAGAAACAAGGAAAACGAGAUCGCGUUAUUUCGUGGGCAUUAAAAGAAAAGGGGAGAGGGGGGGGGGAAAAAAAAGAAAAAAACGUGCAUAGAAGGAAAACGCUUCACGCUUCACGAAUAUAUUCUUUUCCUUCGUCCUUUUGGAUUUUUUUAUUUUUCUUUUAUCUUUCGUUGUAUUUUUCUUCGCCCAUCGAUUUUUUUUUUUCGCCCACGUUUCUCGCCAUUGAGACAGAGGCAGUCUUGCUAUAACGUGAACGAGCCAGUAUGUCAGAUAUAUCCUGUUUUCUUUUCCCCUGAAAAUCCUAUAUCUUGUCUUGUCUUCCCAAUUCUUUCCUCUCCUUUCUUUCUUUUUUUUUUUUCUUUAAUGCCUUGUAAAUACCAAUCUAUUAGUCUAUUUAUCUACCUGAUCGUUCCAACGAAUUUCCCCAAAUUUCUUAAAUCUGAUCUGAUUAUUAUUUUAUCUUUCUUUUUUUUUCUUCUUUUUUUUUUUUAUAAUUUUUUGUUUCCCCUUCCUUCCUUCCUUCCUUCCUUCCUUCCUUUCUUCCUUCCUUCCUUUACACAUACUAUGUUACUACUUUAUGUUCAAUACGUUUUUAUUUUGCCAUUCUUAGCAUGUAAGCCAUCCAACUUGCCAAUACGAUUACAAUAAAAUAUGUUUAGAAAGGA
Messenger RNA from Apis cerana (Asiatic honeybee), 14926 nucleotides. RefSeq names its product protein abrupt. Lineage: Eukaryota; Metazoa; Arthropoda; Insecta; Hymenoptera; Apidae. Gene Ontology annotation, biological process: regulation of transcription by RNA polymerase II. The record is from RefSeq and is a predicted model, not a curated record. Gene Ontology annotation, cellular component: nucleus. Gene Ontology annotation, molecular function: DNA-binding transcription factor activity, RNA polymerase II-specific; RNA polymerase II cis-regulatory region sequence-specific DNA binding; protein binding.